Molecule: messenger RNA, 914 nt
Organism: Telopea speciosissima
Lineage: Eukaryota; Viridiplantae; Streptophyta; Magnoliopsida; Proteales; Proteaceae
Product: aquaporin TIP1-1
Exons: 3
Coding region: 101-856 (251 amino acids)
Biological process (GO): water transport; transmembrane transport
Cellular component (GO): plant-type vacuole membrane
Molecular function (GO): water channel activity
Source: RefSeq, a predicted model, not a curated record
UGCAACGAAAGAGCGAGUUUUGAGAUCAAUAGACUCUCCGUUUCUUCAGUCCCAGUGUGCAGCUAGCAGUGCCGUUUGAUCGUCUGACCAGUGAUUGAAGAUGCCGAUCUCUCGGAUCUCAGUGGGUAGACCCGAGGAAGCGACUCACCCGGACGCUUUGAAGGCCGCGUUGGCCGAGUUCAUAUGCACACUCAUUUUCGUAUUCGCAGGCGAGGGUUCUGGCAUGGCCUUCAACAAGCUCACUGACGAUGGUUCAUCCACCCCUGCCGGUCUCGUGGCCGCUGCUUUGGCUCAUGCUUUCGGUCUUUUCGUUGCUGUCUCCGUCGGAGCUAACAUCUCUGGUGGCCACGUUAACCCUGCUGUCACAUUUGGAGCUUUCGUCGGUGGUAACAUCACUCUCCUCCGUGGUAUUCUCUACUGGAUCGCUCAGCUUCUAGGCUCCACCGUCGCCUGCUUGCUUCUCAAGUUCGCCACCGGCGGCAUGACGACAUCGGCGUUUUCAUUGUCGUCAGGGGUUGGGGUGUGGAACGCGUUCGUGUUCGAGAUAGUGAUGACCUUUGGGCUGGUGUACACAGUGUAUGCGACGGCGGUGGACCCAAAGAAGGGAAGCUUAGGGACCAUAGCACCCUUAGCGAUUGGUUUCAUUGUGGGAGCCAACAUUUUGGCCGGUGGAGCUUUCGAUGGGGCGUCGAUGAACCCGGCUGUCUCUUUCGGACCGGCGUUGGUGAGCUGGACAUGGACAAACCAUUGGGUGUACUGGGCUGGUCCACUGAUCGGAGGAGGCCUUGCUGGGCUUGUGUACGAGUUUUUCUUCAUCAGCCACUCUCACGAGCAGUUGCCCAGUACAGAGUACUAAACCAGAAAGGAAUGGAUAGGAGGGGUUUCGUUAAUCUUGACCGUUGAUCAUGUAUUGU